AUUUUUCAGAAUUUCAGAAAAUCGUUUGUGCGUCACGUUGGGUCAUUGAAUACUCGAUAGAAAGAAACUACUGUAUAUAUGGAAACAUGACGCGGUAUCCGAAUUUUACCAUUUCCGCGUUACUUUCAAAUCCUGCCCAUGUCAACGAAAAUGCGAACCCAGGCGAAAGAAGCGACAUGAUUGACUUGAUGAAGAGAGCAGACUCUAAUGGUCAACAACGAGCAUUAAAACUUCUGCUUCCUUCCGAGGAACAGGCAUGUUACCAAAUGUCUACUCCAUCACGGCAAUUGUUAUUUCCAAAUGGAGCACUUCAACGGGACAUUAUGUCAAUUGAAAAACCAGAGGAAAUCAGGAAUUCGAUCACGGCUUCUAGUUUAACCCUGACAAUGAAUCAAGCCAUUGGCGUGGAGUUGCACAAGAAACGACGAUCCAGGGUGGCUUUCACACCGAAUCAGGUCUUUGAACUAGAGCGUCGAUUUUCUCUGCAACGAUAUUUAACCGGACCUGAGAGAACAGAGCUGGCCAUAAAGCUGAAUUUGACAGAAAAUCAAAUCAAGGUGAGUCUCACUUACCGACGCUUCAAAUAUCAAAAUUGCUUGGAACCGAGUUUCAUGCGCAGGAGAUUCUCGCCCCCGGUGUCGAGCAACUUUUAUCGUCGGCUUUUGCCUCAUCAUGCCGUCCAUCAUGCGCACUCGCAAAUCCCGGAUCAUCGAGUCACGCCGUUUUGGCCACUGCUGGGCUUUCCGCACACUCAAAUGUCAUUGCUACCGUCCACCGUGUCGCCCAACUUCGACCUGAUCAGCAGUAUCUACAAGAAGAACUUGCUGGAUUUUGCCUUGGCUUCGAGACACGUAGCCCAGGUUCACGGGAAAGGGAACUGCGAAGUCACGAGUGCUGGACCGAAUUCCCCGGUAGUGUCGGAAAGGACGGACUAA
Molecule: messenger RNA, 935 nt
Organism: Notodromas monacha
Lineage: Eukaryota; Metazoa; Arthropoda; Ostracoda; Podocopida; Cyprididae
Source: the annotation of a GenBank genome assembly